GAAUCCAUUUCUCGAGAGGCUUUUACUUGACAGUUCAAUUGAAAAUAUAACCCCCUUUGUCCUUUUGGCCUCCUACGCCUGUUACUUUAAUAUUUAAGCAAUUACAGUUUACGAUCGCAUAUCGAUUGUUAAAUAUAUUAGUUAUUCGGUAGAUUCGGUUACUCUUGCUCUUUAAGCCGAUGGGCAAACCAAAAGACGUAAGCACGGAAGAAGAAAUCAAUUUAGAUACGAGCGAUGCUCCGCCACAAAAGAAACACAAAAAGCAUAAGCAUAAAAAGCACAAGAAAAAGAAGCUCAUGCAGGAUGACAGUGAUAACUUUGCUGACAUCUCGGUUGAUGUCGAUAGAAAAAAGAGCUUCAGAAUAAAAGUAAAGAAAGAAGAUGAGAGAAGUAACAUGGACAAACGAGAAAAAUUAUUAAAGACGUGCAGCUUGAGUACACCUACAACAAGUACUGCACCUUCUCCAAAAGCAAUCACAAAGAAGAAAAUCCCUAAAAGUAACAAAGGUAAAGACAGCGGCACCAGCAGCGAAGAAGAAAGAUGGUUGGAUGCUAUUGAAUCUGGUAAACUUGAAGAGGUUGAUGAUGAAUUAAAAAAGAUUAAGCCAAAAGAUCCCAAACUGAUGACAGCUCGACAGAGGGCAAUGUUUGAGAGAAAGACUGAUACAGAACCGAAUCAAAGUGUGGAGCAAUUGAUGUCAUUACCUACUGGUUACAAGGAAAAAGUUAUGACUGCAGAAGCUAUACAAAAGGCUGCUCUAAAGUCUCUAAAACGGAAACAAUUAGCUGAUGAGAAAAGGGAAAAGGACAAGAAAAAGACAAUGGAAAGAUUACUUAAGAAACAAGAAUCCAAAGCAUCCAAAGUAAUUAGCAAAGGAAGACUGUCCAGGCGGCAAGUGCCGUUAGUGACUUAUCGUUUAACAGUUGAAGGAAGUUCUAUAUCUCUGCCACCAGGUGAAGAUUUUCCACUUCGUCCUGCUAAGGGAAAAAGUCUAUCAAAGCAAGUUCUUUGCGGUGUUAAUCAAUGUAGAAAGCCGAAGAAAUAUACUUGCUCAAAAACCGGCGUACCAUUAUGCAGCUUAGAAUGUUACAAAACCAAUCUUAUUCUAGCCAAUUAAAUAAUGUACAAAAAUAAUAUAGAAUUGUUUGUCAGUAUAAUUUUAUAUUACAAAUAUGAUUAUAAAUUAUAUUAGAAAGAGGGAGAGAGAUAGA
Messenger RNA from Harpegnathos saltator (Jerdon's jumping ant), 1212 nucleotides. RefSeq names its product INO80 complex subunit B. Bases 180 to 1118 code for a protein of 312 amino acids. Gene Ontology annotation, cellular component: Ino80 complex. Lineage: Eukaryota; Metazoa; Arthropoda; Insecta; Hymenoptera; Formicidae. The transcript is spliced from 6 exons. The record is from RefSeq and is a predicted model, not a curated record. Gene Ontology annotation, biological process: chromatin remodeling.